Messenger RNA from Truncatella angustata, 990 nucleotides. RefSeq lists its product as uncharacterized. The record is from RefSeq and is a predicted model, not a curated record. Gene Ontology annotation, cellular component: mitochondrion. NCBI's taxonomy places the organism in Eukaryota, Fungi, Ascomycota, Sordariomycetes, Amphisphaeriales, Sporocadaceae. The transcript has a single exon. Bases 1 to 990 code for a protein of 329 amino acids. Gene Ontology annotation, molecular function: oxidoreductase activity; zinc ion binding.
AUGAAACCCCAGGGGCCCAACGAGCUCAAGGUCACCGAGCUUUCAGACCCUAAACCGAGCGCAGACCAGUACGUCAUAGAGGUGCACGCGGCGGCGACAAACUUCUUUGAUAUCCUGCAGAUACAGGGCAAGUACCAGAACCAGCCACCGUUCCCCUGGGUGGCCGGCGCCGAGUUCGCAGGCGUCGUCCUCUCCACCCCGUCUGGGUCCAAGUCGCCCAAAUUCCCCGUGGGCGCGCGCGUCUUUGGCGCCUCCCAGGGCUCCUACGCGGCCAAGGUCGCGGCGUCCGAGGUGCAGCUCCUGCCCGUGCCGGAGGGCUGGUCGUUCCGGGACGCGGCGGGCCUGUUCGUGACGGCGCCGACGUCGUACGGGGCGCUGGUGCUGCGGGCCGGUGUCAAGGCCGGCGACUACGUCCUCGUGCAUGCGGCGGCGGGCGGCGUCGGGCUGGCGGCGGUGCAGAUCGCCAAGGCGUUCGGGGCGACGGUGAUCGCGACGGCGGGGACGGAGCGCAAGCGCGAGGUCGCGCGGCAGUUCGGCGCCGACCAUGUCGUAGACUACCGGGACGAGAAGUGGCCGGAACUCGUCAAGAAGCUGACGCCCAAGGGCAGGGGCGUGGAUAUCGUCUACGACCCCGUGGGGUUGGUGGACAAGAGCACCAAGUGCAUCGCCUGGAACGGACGCAUCUUGGUGGUGGGGUUCGCGGCGGGCACGAUCGAGAAGGUUGCUAUGAACAAGGUUCUGUUGAAGAACAUCAGCCUAGUGGGUAUUCACUGGGGACAGUACGCUGUGCACGAGAAAGAGAGUAUUCCUCUUGUGUGGGAGGGCAUUAUGAAGCUCGUUGGGCAAGGCAAGUUCAAGGGCACAGUUUAUUCGGACACGGAGUUUAUCGGCCUGGAAAGUGUACCAGACGCGUUGAUCGCUCUGGGUGGAAGGGAGAGCUGGGGAAAAGUGGUAGUCCAAGUUCCACAAGGAAAGUCAUCCAAGUUAUGA